CAUAAUAUAAUGUUUGGGGGGGUCACCACAACAUGAAGAACUAUAUUAAAGGGUUGCAGGAUUAGGAAGGUUGAGAACCACUACUCUAGAGGAUGAUAAUAGGGCUUAUAAAUUAUUGGAAAAGCAGUAUUAGGAAAAAAAACAUUUUAAUAUGUUGGGGGGGAAAUGGUAGUCUUCAGAGUCAGCUUGGGGUGAUAGGCACUAACUAAACAAGAUCUUAGCUUUUAAAAUACUUCUGGUCUAACUUUCUUACAGCAUUAAAGUGACUGACUUUCCAUAAUGUUUGGUGGCUAUGAGACUAUAGAAGCAUAUGAAGAUGAUCUUUACCGUGAAGAUUCAUCUAGUGAACUGAGUGUUGAUAGUGAGGUGGAAUUUCAGCUCUACAGCCAAGUUCAUUAUGCCCAGAAUUUGCAUAGUGCCAACAAGGAAGAAAGGUAUGAGGAAAAGAACUGUGAGAAUUCUGAAACAGCAGGUAUUGAACCAAGCCAGAAGAACUUAAUCGUUCUUUCAGAUAGUGAGGUCAUCCAGCUAUCAGAUACAUCAGAGGUCAUCACAUUAUCUGAUGAAGAUAGUAUUUAUAGAUGUAAAAGAAAAAAUAUUAAAGUUCAAGCACAAGAAAAGAACCAAAGUCCUGCUUCUCCUCAUCCUAAUAAAUUGGCUAAGAAACGCAAGAGGGAUAAUGAGAAGCCUGAACCUGAAGAGACGUCAAGGGUAAUCCAAGAGGUCAUGGUCAUAGAGGUCAGUUCAAAUGAGGAGGAAGAAAGUACCAUUUCAGAGAAUGAAAAUGUGGAAAGCUGGAUGCUACUGGGAUGUGAGGGAGAUGAUAAAGACAAUGACAUCCUUCUCAACCUUGUGGGAUGUGAAAACACUGAUGCUGAAGGUAAGUGUCAUUGACUACUUUGAAAAGUGCUACCAUCUUUAUUUAAGGAGGACUGCUUUUCCUAGAUAAAAGACCAAUAGGGUCUGAUCCAUUUCAUUUCUCACUUUUUGAUCUUGGUUCUCAUGAGACUUUCCUACAAGAAGCUAUUCUAGUGGUGCUUUCUCUGAACAUGAUAAAGAACAUAUUAGAGUAUCAAGGAAACUGCUUCAACAGUAAGCAGAUUCAUAGCAUUCCUUCAUGAUUGCCUCGAGAGUCACUCUGGACCAAAAUCUUAGUUCUUAUUUUUUUGUUUUUAUUUAUUUAUUUUUUUUUGUUUUUUUGAGACGGGGUUUCUCUGUGUAUCUUUGGAG
Cricetulus griseus (Chinese hamster) is the source of this 1230-nucleotide messenger RNA. NCBI's taxonomy places the organism in Eukaryota, Metazoa, Chordata, Mammalia, Rodentia, Cricetidae. The record is from RefSeq and is a predicted model, not a curated record.